CUCAAAUACCACAACAAUGGCGACAAUCCGCCCCAUGCGCCCAGAUGACCUCCUCAAAUUCUCCUCAACGAACCUCGACCACUUGACCGAAACCUACAACAUCGGCUUCUACCUUGAGUACCUCACCAAAUGGCCCGAGCUAUGCCAAGUCAUCGAAGGCAUUGACGGGCAGAUAGAAGGCUACAUCCUCGGCAAACUCGAAUCCUCACCUUAUUUAUCCCCUAUAGAACCCUACGAGCCCAUUGAAGCCACGCGCCUCCAACCCAACUACCUCCCCUGGCACGGGCACAUCACCGCACUCACCGUGGCGCCCAGCGCACGGCGCCUGGGCCACGCGACCGCCCUCUCAACCGCGCUGGAGCGCUCCUCGGAUGCUGCAGGGGGGUGGUUUGUGGAUCUGUUUGUGCGCGCGAGUAAUGAGAUUGCGAAGGAGUUGUAUCGGAAGAUGGGGUAUAGUGUGUAUAGGAGAGUCGUGGAUUAUUAUAAUGAUGGCGAGGAUGCGUUUGAUAUGCGGAAACCGCUGAGUAGGGAUAAGGGGAAGGAUACGAUUAGGGAGAACGGGGAGGAGGAGAGGGUUAGUGCGGAAGAUGUUUGGUGA
Molecule: messenger RNA, 598 nt
Organism: Macroventuria anomochaeta
Lineage: Eukaryota; Fungi; Ascomycota; Dothideomycetes; Pleosporales; Didymellaceae
Product: n-acetyltransferas-like protein
Exons: 2
Coding region: 17-598 (193 amino acids)
Biological process (GO): N-terminal peptidyl-methionine acetylation
Cellular component (GO): NatB complex
Molecular function (GO): protein-N-terminal amino-acid acetyltransferase activity
Source: RefSeq, a predicted model, not a curated record